AUGAGCAGAUACACUAGUGGCCGAAUCAUCCACUUCCCGACUCCAUCAAUCCUGAUACCUCUGCUUUUCGUCCUUUUCCUCGUUUUGCAUGCGGUGUCAGAAUCGGUGUGUUCCAAUGUGGAAGGAGACAGUAAUGGCGCCUGUGAUGCUGCCAUAGCCGAGUAUGAACGGUUGUCAGAACAGAUUCAGCAACAGCAUCAGGAUAAGACGAGCCGAACCAUUGUGUUGGCCUCCAGCUCUGACUCGUCGGUGGUUCGAGAUCAGAGCUACAAGAACAGCGGGCGCCAUCAUGCAUUGGAUCUGUCGAACCUGACUCAGAUCCUUGCAGUGGAUCCCGCCGCCAGGACGGUACGAGUCCAGGCCAAGGCAACCAUGGAGCAACUCGUUCAAUCCACGCUGUCACACGGUCUCAUUCCAGCCGUCGUACCGGAAUUCAAAUCCAUAACAGUGGCAGGUGCAAUUGUUGGAGCUGCUCUGGAGAGCUCGAGCUUUCGAUUUGGGCAGUUCAGUGACACUGUCCUUGAAUGCGUAGUUCUGUUGGCCAAUGGUACUCUGUCAACCAUAUCGGAAGCAAGCCACCCCGACAUUUUCCACGCUCUUCCUGGAUCCUAUGGCAGUUUGGGGAUCCUCAUGGAGGCUACCCUCCAACUUGUCAGGCCAAAGAUGCCCCGAGUCACAGUCACAGAAGGAAUCCAAGCCUUAGUUUCGAUGGCUCAACCGGAACAACAACAACAAAGCCAUGAUUUUCUUGAUGCCAUCUACUUUCCCAGUGGGGAAUUGGCUGUGGCAGUUGGGGACUUCACCGUAGACAUGGAGGAAAAGGUCGACUCGACAACCAACUCUCAGCUAGAAGUAAACUCGAGCAGUCUCUGGUUCUACGAACAGAUUCAAGAUAGACUGGAUCUCCAAGAAAAUGCAGUCUUCACCAUGCCCAUAUACGAUUAUUUGUUCAGAUGGGAUUAUGGAGCUUUCUGGAUGGCUCGUCCUCUUCAAUUCUCUUGGGGAGCUCUUCGGAGAGAACCGCAUCUGGCUGGACCGUUUCUCAUGGCAUCUCGUCCAUUGCGAGGGCUUUUUGGCAGCCUAUAUUCCACCUCCAACCUCUACCGUGUCAUGCACAAGCUGCAUCCGACUGCUGUUGCGGAAAAGUUUGUGAUUAUGGAUGCCUACAUGCCGGCGUCCAGGACGGCAGAGUAUUUGAAGUUUUUGCAUACAUCCAUUCCAACAUCCAUUCCGAUCUGGCUUUGCCCAGUCCUGCCUCCAAGGCAGCAACAGCCCCUUUCGCCGAGCGGAAUGAGUUUACAAGAAGAGGACAAAGUGUUGGUCAAUGUAGCGGUAUGGGGCCGAGUCGGCGACAAUCGAGGAAUCGAGUACGUUGCGGCAAUGGAAGUGAAAAUGCUCGAACUAGGAGGCCGCAAGAUGCUCUAUUCACAAACCAACAUGACCACAGAGACUCUCUACAACCAACAUGUCGACGGAAGCUUGUAUGACGUGUUAAAAAGGAGAUUGGAUCCAAAGGGAAUCUUUCCAAAGUUGCACGACAAGCUACAACUGACCGUGCAGCCACCAAUUGACCUGAAAUACUGGCUGUCGCGUCUGUUGCUAUAG
Molecule: messenger RNA, 1605 nt
Organism: Seminavis robusta
Lineage: Eukaryota; Bacillariophyta; Bacillariophyceae; Naviculales; Naviculaceae
Source: the annotation of a GenBank genome assembly